AUGGAGACGACGCAUCUUUUUUCUGCGCUUUAUGAUGCCCACAGUUUCUACCGCCAAGAGUGGUACAAUUUAUUCACUGACACUGGCGAGGCUGAUAUCCAUCGGACUUUUUACGCAAACCGAGCCAGAUUCUUACAAAGUCUAAUAUGUGCAACAGCCAUUGCAAAAUCGAUAGGUACAUAA
Messenger RNA from Plasmopara halstedii, 183 nucleotides. RefSeq lists its product as uncharacterized. Lineage: Eukaryota; Oomycota; Peronosporomycetes; Peronosporales; Peronosporaceae. The coding region runs from base 1 to 183 and encodes 60 amino acids. The transcript is spliced from 2 exons. The record is from RefSeq and is a predicted model, not a curated record.